Thalassophryne amazonica is the source of this 411-nucleotide messenger RNA. Its product is annotated as contactin-associated protein-like 4. Lineage: Eukaryota; Metazoa; Chordata; Actinopteri; Batrachoidiformes; Batrachoididae. The transcript is spliced from 4 exons. The coding region runs from base 1 to 411 and encodes 136 amino acids. The record is from RefSeq and is a predicted model, not a curated record.
AUGUUGAAGAUGCUCAAAACUAUUACAUUUAAAAAUCCUAUAAGAAAGUUAGAGGACAGCCAGUUCCUCAUGGCAGCCAGGCAAAACUCCAGCGCUUCCAUGCACUCACAGGCAUGUGACAUCCCACUGGUAUCCAAUCUACCACCAUCAUCCUUCAGAAGCUCCUCCCAGCUGUCCAGCAGCCAUGUGCCGGUCUUCGCCAAACUCAACAGGAGAGAGGGUGCUGGAGGCUGGUCUCCCCUUACCUCUGAUGAGCACCAAUGGUUGGACGUCGAUCUUGGCGAGAGGAUGCAGAUCACUGCUGUCGCUACUCAGGGUCGCUACGGCAGCUCUGAUUGGCUGAUGUCCUACCUACUGAUGUUCAGUGACACAGGACACAACUGGAGACAGUACAGACAGGAAGACAGAUAA